UGCCAAUUGCCCAAUUUCAAACCGUGAGAGACUGGCACUAAUUUAAUUUUAUCCGGACGGAAGUGGCCUUUUGGCUUUUCUUUCGUGACCUUAUGACUUGCCUUUUCUCGACAACAUGGAAAGCAAAUCAAGUAAAAAGACCGCGAAAAAGGAAAGCCAGCCCGAAAUUUCCCUUGGAGAAGUUAAAACGAAGGUUAUUUCCAAGGAUCCAUCGAAGUGGAGCGUAGAAUGCCUUCAGAAGUGCUUACUUAAACUUGAGCAAAGUGUGUCUGGAUCGAAGGAACUCUUGGUCAAGAGAAUCGUUAACCUAAAAAAAACCCACUGAUCUUGGAUAAGAUUAUAUUAAGGAGAAAGAAAUCCUUCAAGUUCAAAUCACGGCUCUUAGUACGCAACAUUCCGCCACCAGAAGCAACCUGGACAUCAGAUUCAAGUCAUUAUCCAAAGGUUACAGGUGCCAUGAUCAAAAAUUAUCAAGCUCUCAAGCGCCAAGGUAGCCUAGGUCAGUACCGGAAAGCUCUCCGCAUGUUCAACAGCAGGAAAGUUAAAACCGUUAAAGUCUGCAAAGAAGGAAGUUCUAUUUUCGUAAAAGCACAUAUAUUUAAAAGUUUUACACCUACAAACAAUGGAGUAACAAGACCUGCAGUUGUUCUGUUCCAGGAUGGUACACCUAUUAAGGGCCACUGUGAAUGUGCAGUGGGACUUUCAGGGUUAUGCUGUCAUGUUGUUUGCUUACUGAUAUAUCUGCAACAUUACACCAGCCAUGGAGUUAAAUUUCUUGCUCUUACUUGCACUCAGAAAAUUCAAAAGUGGCACAGAAAGGGUGUAACAAAGCAAACUGAGCUGUGUCAUGUACCUCUGUCCCAACUCCGAAAUGUGCGAUCAUCCAGAAAGACACUGGACAGUUCACGCCCAAAAAGAAAGUUGAAUGUUUCAAAUGACCAAGCCUUGUCAGAUGAGUCAUUGGAGAAAAAUGAUUGGUCGAAACGUGAUAUCGAUGGAAUGGUAUCUAGAAUCAGAAAUGGGAUUCAAGAAACUAAGGUUAACAUUGAGAGCCAUAUCUAUGACCAGCUAAAGAAAUAUGAUGUGAAAUCUGGGCUUUUUGAGCAGCUGCAUUACAAUUAUAAUUACAGAUUAAAACAAGCCCUUCAAGAUCACAACUAUGCAAAGGACUGCUUUCAUGAUGAGCAAGUGCUAAAGCCAAGAUUUUCUGCGAAUGAUUGUGAUGUUUGGCAUGCACCUUUGCUAUUGACUGAUAACAUUGUUGAAGAUCCAAACACUGAAGAUGAUCAGCUUGUCACAGGAAUGUUAGCCCCAGCUGAGGAUCAACAUGCCCCUGGUGCUUCAGUGGCAAAGAAUCAAACUAUGUAUGAACAUGAAACAGUACAUUUGUAUGUUAAGCAGUUAGAAGGUAUUGUUGAGGCUGCUAAGGGUAAUCUUGUUAGUGAGGGGGACAAAAAUACCAAAGUUCUGUCCAUAUCAGUUCCUCCCUUGAAACCAGUUUAUGCAUUUGGCUUUAAUUACCAUGAAGUCAAACAAAAUACCCAAGAAUGGUUUCAUCUCCGUAUUGGAAAAGUAACCUGCAGUAUAAUAGGUAAUCUGAUUGGACUUGCUGGAGAGAAAGAGCACUUGCAUUAUUUAUUAUGUGUCAAAAACAAAAUAGAUCCUAAUAAAGUUAACCCAAAGAAAUUUGCUAGUUUUACCAGAGGUAGACAGUUUGAGGGUGAAGCUGUUGAAGCUUUUGUAACAGCAACAAAACUGCCAGUCACUUCAUGUGGUUUUUUUGCCCACCCAAGUGAUAUUAACUAUGGGGGAAGCCCAGAUGGUGUUGGCCUGGGUUUUUUAUUGGAAGUUAAAACAAGGGUGGCAGGGAGUGAGGGACCUCUCAUCGCUAUAACAGCUAACCAUCUUCUCCAGACAAAUUACCAGAUGGCAAUCACUGGAGCAACUAUUGUGUUUUUGCAAUCCUAUCAUCCUGAAACAAAAAGCUUCAAUCUAUUUUUAAUACAGAAAAACAACUUGCUUCUCACUGUUACAAAAACCAUCAUUGAUCACAUGAUCACUGAAAGUAUUAUCUGUGAAUGGCCUCAUGAAGAGAACAAACUCCUUAAAAAGCUGGGUGAGCUGAAUGUUGGCAGGGUGCCAACCUUUCAAAGCACAAAACCAUUGAGAUCAUGGGUAAAAGAAGAAGCCAAAAAAGUAAUGAAAAUCGACAUAAACUCUUCAGAUUAAUAAUCUCAAAUUUGUCUUAAAAAUA
Messenger RNA from Orbicella faveolata, 2254 nucleotides. RefSeq lists its product as uncharacterized. The record is from RefSeq and is a predicted model, not a curated record. Lineage: Eukaryota; Metazoa; Cnidaria; Anthozoa; Scleractinia; Merulinidae.